UUAACGGGUAACCUGGGCUGUACUGCAAUAACUGUGGGUCUGUCUGCAAGCAGCUGCUUCGUCGCAGAACUCAAUCCGCCGUUUGUGCCAGCUGGCAGAAAUGUCGGAGACCUCAAGUGAUGCGGAGUCGUCCUGUGGAUGGACCAUUGUCAGUAAUGAGGGCUCAGACAUCGAGACGUUGGGUUCAGAGGUCGCUGUUGAAUAUGGAGUGGAACCAUUAGAGUGUCCUCACGUUGAAGAAGCAGAGCUGCAGGAUGCACAGGCCUCUGCACCGGAUGGUGUGUGUGUUGGAGAGGCUGCCUCAGUUGAAAACACUGUGGAAGAACAAACCUUAGACGAGACACUUGAGGCCUCAAAGGCCGCAGACAACACUGAAGGGAAGGAGCACAUGUUGUCCUUCAGUGACCACUCCGACAUCGUGACUCUGGGGGACCUAAAGGAUGACGAGCACACGGAGCAGGAAGCGGGAGCCGCCAACACUGAGGAUUUGUAUCUGGGCUCGUCCAGCAGCAGCCAGUACACCUUCAGACCUGCAGAACCCGUUUUGCCAGUUCAGCCGCCCACAGUGACGAACUCCAGCAGCAGUGAGGACGAGCCCGAAAGAAGUGCCAGUACCAUCGUACGAAGACGGAGGUUGAGAAAAAACACAAUGAGCCUCACAGCAGACCAGGAGGAGGAGGAGGAGGAGGAGGAAGCACUGCUGGUGUCACACCCCAGAGAGGAUAAGCAGGAAGAAAAGGUCAGGGAACAGGUGCACCAGCAGGAGGAGCCGACUGAGGUCAAGCCAGCUGCUGGGAGGAGACGGCUGCACAGCAUCUUCAUCACAUGCAUCCUCCUCGGCCUCCUUAUAGCCGUCUGCAUGGGCUUUGGUCACUUCUACAGUAAAAUGUUUCAUGAUGACCCUAGAGACGAGUUUAUUUGUGGCGGCGCUGACUCUUUUCAUUUACACGACUUGGAGCAUUUUCCUUCUGAGGAUGAUGACUUUUUUCCUUGCGUGAGUGAUGAGUCUGGCAUCAUCGAACCACAUGACGAAGACAUCCACCAGCUCAGACAACAAAUCGAGAAGUUAAAGAAUGAUCAUCUGGAUCUUGUCCUCAAACAAAUACAGAUACAGGCUGAAAGAGAUGACCUGCAAACAUUACUGCAACAUGAGGUUGAUGAGAGGAUGAGCGUCUUGUCUGAGCAGCAGAGGCUGUCAGCAGAAAACCAGCUGCUGAAAAACUCCCUGGAACGGGAGGAGAAGUCUUUGGCCGCGCUGCAGGAGGAGCUGAGAAACCUGCGCUCGCAAAUUAAAGAGCUGGAGACGCUGGGGGCCGGAGCGGACUCCCUGCUGCUGGAAAACCAGAGGCUGAAGGAGCAGCUGGAGGAGGAGAAACGGCAGGUUCGAAACGUUCACGGCCAGAGGGAGAACAUAAUGGUGGAGGCACAGACGCUGAGAAAAAAGCUGGAGAAAGAGAGAAAGGCCACAGACGAGCUGCGGAGAGAGCUGAGCCACCUGAGGAGUCGCGCUGAGGGAGCCGGGAAGGAAGCGAGCUCGGAGCUGCAGUCCCGCCUGAUGGCGCUGGAGAAGAGGCUGAACUUCGAGCAGCAGCGCUCCGACCUGUGGGAGAGGCUGUACGUGGAAACCAAAGAGGACCGAGCCAAAGGAGACGUGGACGCCAAAGUCAAAAAAUCCAAACGAGGCGUGGCAGGGAAAAUGAAAGAGACUUUUGAUGCUGUAAAGAACUCCACAAAGGAGUUUGUUCACCACCACAAAGAGCAGAUCAAGAAGGCCAAGGAGGCCGUGAAGGAGAACCUCAGGAAGUUUUCUGAUUCUGUCAAAUCGACUUUCCGGAACUUCAAGGAUUCAGCCUCAACCUUCAUGAAUAAAGCCCGAGGAUUUUACAACAAGAAGCGAGAUGAGAAGAGUAGCAGAGAGUCGUGGCAGCACAGAUCCCACAAACCUCACCACAGGCACAAGCCGGACCCCUCCCAGAGCAGCCACAACACCCGCAAGUCAGGGGGCAAAGUUCACGAAGACCGAGGACACAGUCACAGGGCAGGCGUGAAGGGGUGCUCCGGGGUUUUCGACUGCGCCUACCAGGAGUCCAUGAGCCUCUUCAACAAGGCCAUGGAGCCGAUCAGGGCCGACGAGUUCCACCAGCUGCUGCAGAGCUACGUGCAUCAGGAGGUCGACCACUUCCACCACUGGGAGGAGCUGGAGACGUUCAUCAGCGGCUUCUUCCACAACGGACUGUUCAUCCACGACCAGAUGCUGUUCACGGACUUCGUAAGCGGCGUGGAAAGCUAUCUGGCGGACAUGCACGAGUAUCACGGCCUCGCCGACGACGUGUUUAGAGACCUGGACGACUUCAUCUACAGACAUUUCUUUGGAGAAUCGUAUGACAAAAGGUACGGUCCGAGCGGGCCAUUUGAAGGACCCAGCACAGACUCCAAGGAGGAGUCGCGGGCAAAGCACCAGCAGCGAAAACAGCAGAGAGCCAGAGCUCGAGCGCAGAGCGAGCGCAAGUGGAGCCGGUCAGGAAGAAACGCAGACAGACACAUGGCUGACGUCAAAAUAGAGCUGGGCCCCAUGCCGUUUGAUCCAAAAUAUUGAAACUCCCUCUCUGCUAAUCGAUUGCAUUAGCUGCACAUUUUAAGUUUUGGGUUCCCUUUAGAUGCAAAACUGUUUUACGUUGACUUUUAUUGCUACUGAACGUCCUUCAGCUGUUUGUUGUGUUUAAAGAAUUACCUGGUUUUACGACGUGGCGUAUUUAAUUUCUGCAGCACAUUUGUAACAUGAGGUUAACAUUUGACCAAAAAUUAACUGAAGCAUUCUUUGACUUUUGCCUCAUAAAUUUAUGAAAAUCAAUGUGGUAUCACUAAUACUUUAAAAAUUUAAAAAUUAAACUUCUGUCGUUUACAAAACCAUUUUAUGGAAAGUUAAAGCUGUGUGAGAAUGUGUUGAUAGGGUUUUUAUUUGCUGCUAAUGAGGUGUGUGUGAGAUUGUGUGUUCCUGUUUUUCUUACAUUCCACCUCCAGCUUGUUUAACUGGAUCUCAAAGUAUUUUCACUUUAAGUUGACUGGAAAGAUGCCAUCCCAAAUCAUUUAAUUGCACAUGAAAAGAAAUGAAAAUAUUUAUUUCUGUAGCACAUUCAUUCCCUGUCAGGUUCUCCCAGGGGCAAUUCUUUCAUAAAUAAAGAUGCUUCCUCCAACUCUUC
Messenger RNA from Salarias fasciatus (jewelled blenny), 3200 nucleotides. It is a transcript of the gene ccpg1, whose product is annotated as cell cycle progression 1. The transcript has 10 exons. The coding region runs from base 101 to 2596 and encodes 831 amino acids. Gene Ontology annotation, cellular component: membrane. Lineage: Eukaryota; Metazoa; Chordata; Actinopteri; Blenniiformes; Blenniidae. The record is from RefSeq and is a predicted model, not a curated record.